Labrus mixtus (cuckoo wrasse) is the source of this 4584-nucleotide messenger RNA. RefSeq names its product ectonucleoside triphosphate diphosphohydrolase 7-like. The transcript is spliced from 14 exons. Bases 291 to 2102 code for a protein of 603 amino acids. Gene Ontology annotation, molecular function: nucleoside diphosphate phosphatase activity. Gene Ontology annotation, biological process: nucleoside diphosphate catabolic process. Gene Ontology annotation, cellular component: membrane. The record is from RefSeq and is a predicted model, not a curated record. Lineage: Eukaryota; Metazoa; Chordata; Actinopteri; Labriformes; Labridae.
AAGAAGAAGACGACGACGAAGAAGAAGAAGAAGAAGAAGAAGAAGAAGACGACUCCUCUUCGGCUCAUCUCCUUCUUCAAAACAGUCUUCGUGGAGUAAAGUGAGAAAAGAAAACGUAUUUAUUAUCGUGUAUGUUGAAGGGACGACUUUUUCAACGACUGACUGUCCAGUCAUGGCGGAAGAAAAGCAUAUUUAGAGGACAAUUCCCAACCCUGGAGAGGAUCCUUAUCAGACCACUGGCACCAUGAGGUGACGACUGUGACGUCGUGUACUGUUUCUGACGCGGACACAUGGCAAGGAUCAGUUUCUCCUGCCUGCCGGCCUCCUGGUACUGCAGCGUGUCCCUGCUGUCUCUGAGCUGUGUCUCCAGGCAGAGACUGCUGCUGCUGCUGCUCUUCAUCACAUCCGCCCUCCUCCUGGCUUCAUACCAGAGGCAGCUGUGGGGCCCGCAGCGACGGCCAGGGUCCCGUGUAAAUAAGUACCUCUCCAUUGCAGAGACCAUGGAGGCCACUGACAUCCUCAACCCGGCUCUGAAUUAUGGGAUUGUGGUGGACUGCGGCAGCAGCGGUUCUCGGGUCUUCGUGUACUACUGGCCCCCCCACAACGGGAACCCUCACACCCUGCUGGACAUCAGACAGAUGAAGGACCGCGACCGCAAACCUGUCGUCAAGAAGAUCAAACCUGGUAUCUCCACUCUGGCAAAAACGCCAACUCAGGCCAGCGACUACCUCCAUCCUCUGCUCAGCUUCGCUGCUGCUCACGUCCCGAGGACCAAACACAAAGAGACGCCGCUCUACAUCCUCUGCACAGCUGGCAUGAGGCUUCUCCCUGAGAGCCAGCAGGCAGACAUCCUGGAGGACUUGAUCGCUGAUGUCCCCCUGGAGUUUGACUUCUUGUUUUCACGUUCCCACGCUGAGGUCAUCUCUGGGAAACAAGAAGGAGUGUACGCAUGGAUUGGCAUUAACUUUGUGUUGGGCCGCUUUGAUCACGCGGAUGACGAGGACGCCACAGUUGAGGUGACAACUGGCUCUCAGAAUCAGCAGCCAAUCAGCAGGCGGCGUACGGUGGGCAUCAUGGAUAUGGGGGGAGCUUCACUGCAGAUUGCUUAUGAAGUGCCGAGUGCCAUCACCUUCAUUUCACCACAAGAGGAGGAGGCGGGGAAGAGUGUUCUCGCAGAGUUUAAUCUGGGCUGUGAUGUUGAACACACACAACACGUUUACAGAGUCUACGUCACCACGUUCCUCGGCUUCGGGGGAAACAUGGCCAGGCAGCGCUACGAGGACCAGCUGGUCAACAACACACUGGCAAAGAACAGGUUUCUGACCGCGCAGACGGGCCUGAGUGAGGACAAACCAUACCUGGACCCGUGUCUGCCAGCCGGUCUGUCAGACACGGUUGUGAGAGACAACCACACGCUGUACCUGAGGGGUCAAGGAGACUGGACUCACUGUCAGGAGGCUGUGCGACCUUUUCUAGGCCUCCACAACGGCACCAUGUCACCACGGGGCAUCUACCAAGCCCCGAUCAACUUCAGCAACAGUGAGUUCUACGGUUUCUCUGAGUUUUUUUACUGUACAGAGGACGUGCUGAGGCUCGGGGGACACUACGACAGUGAGAAGUACUCUCAAGCUGCUAUGGAGUACUGCUCGACCAAGUGGUCAACUCUAAAACAGCGUCUUGACAACAAGCUUUUCUCUCAGCAGGCGGACAUGGGCAGACUAAAGUAUCAGUGCUUCAAGUCAGCCUGGAUGUACGAGGUGCUACACUCCGGAUUCCGUUUCCCCACCGACUACACAAGUCUGAAAACAGCUCAGCUGGUUUAUGACAAGGAGGUCCAGUGGACUCUGGGAGCCAUCCUGUUCAAAACCCGCUUCCUGCCUCUCAGGGACCUUCAGCAGGAAACAUUGCGGCAGAACCACCCCAGCUGGCUGCGAUCCUCCUUCGUCUACAACCACCACCUGUUCUCGCUCUGCAUCCUGGUGGUGGUGCUCGCCAUCCUGCUCUACAUCCUGCGCCUGCGGAGGAUCCACCAGCGGGAGCAGCGUCAGGCCGAGGUCCUGGACCUCAUCUGGGUGGAGGAGGGAGAGGCCCUCAUCGCCUGAGAAACUCGUUUGGAAUGUGUCGUUUACAAUGGAUGACCUGAAGGGUCUUUUUGACUUACCAAUAUGCAAAGGAUGGACACAUGCAAAGACCUAAGAAUUUAUAGCCUGAAAAAACAUCCAGGUAAAAGAAACAAGAGCCUUUAAAUCAAACUGCUCUGUUCACUCUUUAACCAUGCAGCUUUAACAUGAAUCAUUUUGAUUUGCUGCUCUUUUCUCCUGGAGUCCUAAACUAUGUGUCUGUUUGGGUCUUCAACUUAAAGUCCGUUUAUCUGAACCCGGUGGGUUAAAAAUGUCUUCACUGCUGAGCAAGGAGACGAAGGUGAUGAAGCUCCCUGGAUAUUUAAAAUAAGAAUUUAGAUCUCAAAACCAUUAAACAUCCAUUCAGGAGAAAGCAAUCCGAAGGCACAGAAGAGGCGAUUUCACCUUGCUGAGGAUUCAUGUUGUUUUCCAUCAAAAACAAAAUCAUAGAAGUCCAUCACAGCUCCAUCUUAACUGAAGCAGUGAUGAUGAAGCAGUCCUUCACAGUUACAGCUCACAUAAAAGAUCAUGUUUAUAUUGUGUGGGACAGAGAUGGUUGAGAUGGAAAAAAGCUGUAAUGUAAAAUCAUUUUGGAUAUUGAACAUCUGACUGUUCAAGACCGGCCACCGUACAGAUGUUCAACAACCUAACCUCUAAUCCCGUCCCUCCUUAAAGCCACAAGAAGGAACAGGAUCUAAAUAUAUAUAUAUAUAUAUAUAUACACACACACAGUAAAUGGCAUUCCAAUGUUUCUAGAUCAGUUCCUUCCCCUCAACUCGAACUCUUGACCAUCGACUAUCUUCAUCAGGUGACACGUCAUUCCCAAAUGCAAACAGAGUCUGAAGAUGGAGACGCUUUCACCUCCUCAUAAAUCCUCAUGUUCACAGCCCUAAAGAUAUUCAGCUCUGAGUGUGCUGUGAUAUCAAAGCUGACUAUCAUUAUCAUCAUGCAUCAUCAUGCAUCAUCAUCAUCAUCAUCAUCACCACGAGUGCAGCAGCACUUUCUUCCAUCAAAGACGGGCAGUGUUUCAUCGAACUCAUUUCCUUAAAAGCGAUGCUGCAGACUGUUGAUGUGAGCCACAGAGAUCAGCAUCACAUUGUUCUUGGAUUCUUUAAACACCACUGUUGUCCUGCCAAGACCCUCGUCUGUCCAGGGCAGAUUACUAUCAAAAGACCGGCCGAGCCAAGUGGUGUUUUAGCUGAAAUGAGCAGAGAUCUGCUCAGUGUUAGGAGGAUGGCGCUGAAAGCAGACAAACCCCUAAAGGCCAGAUCUAAGAUGAGACCGUCUGACUCAUGAACAGAAAAACAAAAAGGACUAAACUUUGAUCAGUAAAAAACAAGAAAAACAAACAUGUUUUUCCCCCCAAUAUGAACUACUUCUAAGAGGGGGGGGGGGCUUAUCCUUAGGCAGCCAUUUUCUUGAUGUCACACACAUAGAAGCUCAAACGUUUUAUAUUGAAUUUCUUUUUAAGGGUUACAGAUCAUGAAAAGGAACAAAUUGUUAAAAAUGGUGCAGCUUUCGCAAAUGAUCAGCAGCUUAAAAGACAAAUGAUAGGAACACUCUUCAGUGAACUUUAAAUUAAAUUGUGUAGUCUAAAUGACAUAUUUUAGGACACAUAAGCUAGUUCCAGACAGAAGGUCAUGUUUACAGCUAUUACAUUUUUAUUCUGUGGCAAGAAUGGAAGACUUAACUUCCUAACUAUUAGUAUUUGUGAGCUUAUCUUAAAGCUAGCUAACGGUUAUGUUAUUCUUUUUCAUGGACGUUUCACUAUUCUCUGUCGUCUUUGUUGCUGAUCAUUUGAUAAGUGGCUAAAUGAAAGUAUUUGUCAGGCUUCAUUUGUUUCUUCUAUUUACAAACCCCAAACACAGCCGUAGGGCAUUUUACAUCAUCUCUCUCAGAGAACAAAAGACCACCAUGAGAGUAUGAUGAACUUUGUUAUCGUGCCAUCAUGCUGACUCAGCUCUGCAACAAAUCAUGACGAUGCAAAAAGUGUGUCUGAGCAGCGGCAGGUGAAACUUCUUCCGGAGUUCAAAUAACAUUUGAUCCCACAGUGGGAGGUUUUUUUAAAUUAAUGACACUUAAUUGUUAAAUGAGGUGUGGGGGCAUGAAUCAUCAAAGUAAUGAUGAUGACUCUGUUAGAUUAAAAAAAAAAGCUGUAUUUUAAAAUCUGUACGGUGGUGAUAACAUGAGGAGGAAACAGAUUUUUCUACAAUAUGAACAAACUGUGAUUCCACUCGUUCGUCUUUCUUUCUCCGUCUGAUUCCUCCUGAUGUGGUUUCAGGAUUUCUGCUGCUCCUCUGACAAAGGGACCAAUCCCUGAGUGUGUCUUUCCAGAGCUGGGUGUUGUGCAAUGUAUAACUGUAAUUCUACUCGAAUUUGAAGGGACACUUGACUUCAUGUUUUUAAGGUACCUUUGUUUUUAAUGUAAAUAGAAGCAAUUCCAAUCCAAUAAAAGGAUCCUUUU